CCACCAACGAAAUUAACGAAAUUAUUUUAUGAUUUAAUGGAUUAACAAAGUAAUGAUUUAAACCCGUUCGAUAAGCUUUAUUUCACGAAAAAAUAACUAUAAAUUCUGUGUCCUACACAAGCUGAAGACCAAUUCAAGUUUUUCUUCGGAAAGCUAGAAAAAUGUCUCGCCUUCCAUUCAUUACGGUUUGCUGGGCGUUUCUCCUUGCUCACAAUUUCAUCAUUUGCUUGAGCAAUGGCCUAAAGGAGCCAGAAUUGAACAAGCUAAUUGAAAAGAAUUUCGAUGCUAAAUUCUCCUUACAGCCCCGGGCUGACAUUGUAACUGCGCCUAAAUAUAAAUUCACAUACACACGCGGUGUUCGAAUUCCAGGUGAUCGUCUUGUUGCAUCAGCUUUUGAGAGUCGCAAAUGGCCUGUGGCGCAAAAUGUAACACUGAACUUGACUUAUCCGCGGGCUGGUGUGGGAUCAAACAUUUCCUACGUUGAAAUUUACGUGACACAGGAUACCACAUUGGGAUCGGGACGUUUGACAGAUGGCGACAUUCAACAGCGCAAACUCUCUAUCACUAUUGAAGCAUUUAAAACGCCACAGUUUGGACAUACUACAUAUAUUUAUGGCUAUUGAACACUAAUUUGGAUCUUAUCAAUAUUUCACUAAUUUGAGUCACUUGAAAGGGGUCUAUCUUUGUUAAUUACAAUAAACUGUAC
Sitodiplosis mosellana (orange wheat blossom midge) is the source of this 706-nucleotide messenger RNA. RefSeq lists its product as uncharacterized. The transcript is spliced from 3 exons. NCBI's taxonomy places the organism in Eukaryota, Metazoa, Arthropoda, Insecta, Diptera, Cecidomyiidae. Bases 162 to 623 code for a protein of 153 amino acids. The record is from RefSeq and is a predicted model, not a curated record.